Clonostachys solani is the source of this 492-nucleotide messenger RNA. Lineage: Eukaryota; Fungi; Ascomycota; Sordariomycetes; Hypocreales; Bionectriaceae. The record is from the annotation of a GenBank genome assembly.
AUGGCUUCCUGGCGAGGAAUGACUCACGCUGAUAUCGAGGGCGUCUUGCGCGUUGCGUCCGAGAUCCAUCCCGACCUCCAAGAGAGCGCCGCUGUCUUCGCUGAGCGCCUUUCGAUAUUUCCCGACGGCUGCCUGGUCCUAGCCCAAGGAGACGACAUUUGUGGCUACGCCGUUUCGCACCCUAUCCGCGCAGGCCACCCGCCGGCUCUGGAUCAUCAGAUCAGGGAGAUCGCACCCGACGCAGACCAGUAUUACAUCCACGAUCUGGCUGUUCUGCCUCGCGUUCGGACCCGCGGCCUUGGCGCACAGUGCAUUGAGAAACUCCUCAUCGUGGCUGACAGGUAUCAAACAACUUGCCUCAUCUCGGUGUACAACUCGGCAUCUUUCUGGCGGAGGUUUGGGUUCGUUCCUGAGCCGACUGAUACAGCUCUGUCAGCCAAGAUACGAGGAUACGGGCAAGAUGCUGUAUAUCUGGUCCGACGGAACAUUUAG